Messenger RNA from Oncorhynchus kisutch (coho salmon), 2628 nucleotides. RefSeq names its product complement C1q-like protein 2. Bases 105 to 743 code for a protein of 212 amino acids. Lineage: Eukaryota; Metazoa; Chordata; Actinopteri; Salmoniformes; Salmonidae. The transcript has a single exon. Gene Ontology annotation, molecular function: protein binding. The record is from RefSeq and is a predicted model, not a curated record.
AGUAUUAACAAUGAAUGACUGAGUAAAUGGUUCACUAUUCAUCUGUAUAGAAUUCUUGAAUUUAGGUGUUUUGAUACCAAAGGAUCCCAGAGUUGAUCUGAAAGAUGAGGACCUUCGUCGCUCUGCUGUUUGUUCUCGGCAGCUGUCUCUCUGAGCUGCAGGUUUUUCAAAGUAGAGACGUUGACAAGAAGCCAAUCUUUAUGGAAACCACACAGAGGGCCAGCGAGAGCCAGGUGGAGGAACAGAGAGUCCUACUCCAGGAGCUGAGAGCCAUUGUGGCUCAACAGAGCACCAAACUGAAUGAGAUGGGAGCCAUUGUGGAGGAACUGAAGAGAGAGAACGGAGAGAGACCGAAGGUGGCCUUCUCAGCCUCGCUGUCUGAAUCCAAAGGACCAAAUAGUGAUGAUGUCAUCCUGGCCUACAAACAUGUCUUCAACAAUAUUGGUGAGGCUUACAGUCCGGUGACGGGUAUCUUCAGAGCACCGGUUAAUGGAGUCUACUACUUCACAUACACUGCCUUUACAACCUCCAGCAAGGGGAGAAGAGUGUCGCUGUAUAAAAAUGGACUUGUAAUGGUGACUGUGACCGAUGAUGUUUCAGACUCGGAGGACGGUGGAACCAAUGGUGUCACACUGCAGUUGGAUGCAGGAGAUGAGGUCUACACUCGACUGAUGGAAGGAUUUAACAUCUUUGAUGACAAUAAUCACCACAGCACCUUUACUGGCUUUCUGCUCUUCACUUAGAAAACAGUUUAUUCUAUCGCUGAAUCCUACUGCUUUAUAAGGAUUUUAUGACAUAUAGUACUAUGAUUUAUGACAUAUAGUACUAUGAUUUAUGACAUAUAGUCCUAUGAUUUAUGACAUAUAGUACUAUGAUUUAUGACAUAUAGUCCUAUGAUUUAUGACAUAUAGUACUAUGAUUUAUGACAUAUAGUACUAUGAUUUAUGACAUAUACUAUGAUUUAUGACAUAUAGUACCAUGAUUUAAUGACAUAUAGUACUAUGAUUUAUGACAUAUAAUACUAUGAUUUAUGACAUAUAGUACUAUGAUUUAUGACAUAUACUAUGAUUUAUGACAUAUACUAUGAUUUAUGACAUAUAAUACUAUGAUUUAUGACACAUAGUACUAUGAUUUAUGACAUAUAAUACUAUGAUUUAUGACACAUAGUACUAUGAUUUAUGACAUAUACUAUGAUUUAUGACAUAUAAUACUAUGAUUUAUGACACAUAGUACUAUGAUUUAUGACAUAUACUAUGAUUUAUGACAUAUAAUACUAUGAUUUAUGACAUAUAGUACUAUGAUUUAUGACAUAUAAUACUAUGAUUUAUGACAUAUACUAUGAUUUAUGACAUAUACUAUGAUUUAUGACAUAUAAUACUAUGAUUUAUGACACAUAGUACUAUGAUUUAUGACAUAUAAUACUAUGAUUUAUGACAUAUAGUACUAUGAUUUAAUUACAUAGUACUAUAUGUCAUAAAUCAUAGUACUAUAUGUCAAAUCAUAGUACUAUGAUUUAUGACAUAUAGUACUAUGAUUUAAUGACAUAUAGUACCAUGAUUUAAUGACAUAUAGUACUAUGAUUUAUGACAUAUAGUACUAUGAUUUAUGACAUAUAGUACUAUGAUUUAUGACAUAUAAUACUAUGAUUUAUGACAUAUAGUACUAUGAUUUAAUGACAUAGUACUAUGAUUUAAUGACAUAUAGUACUAUGAUUUAAUGACAUAGUACUAUGAUUUAAUGACAUAGUACUAUGAUUUAAUGACAUAUAGUACUAUGAUUUAUGACAUAUAGUACUAUGAUUUAAUGACAUAGUACUAUGAUUUAAUGACAUAUAGUACUAUGAUUUAUGACAUAUAGUACUAUGAUUUAAUGACAUAGUACUAUGAUUUAAUGACAUAUAGUACUAUGAUUUAUUACAUAGUACAAUGAUUUAAUGACAUAUAGUACUAUGAUUUAAUGACAUAUAGUACUAUGAUUUAUGACAUAUAGUACUAUGAUUUAAUGACAUAUAGUACUAUGAUUUAAUGACAUAUAGUACUAUGAUUUAUGACACAUAGUACAAUGAUUUAAUGACAUAUAGUACUAUGAUUUAAUGACAUAUAGUACUAUGAUUUAAUGACAUAUAGUACUAUGAUUUAAUGACAUAUAGUACUAUGAUUUAAUGACAUAGUACUAUGAUUUAUGACUAUGACAAAAAAAAUGUUUAUGAUUUUUUGUGUGUGUGAACUAAGCAUUGAUAACAAGGUGAUAAACAAACAAUUGUUUGUGUCUUCAUCAUUUAACCCAACGCAUCUGAAUCAGAACCAACCAGUCCAGUGGGAUAUAUUAACAAGCUCAAGUUAUUUUUCAGUUAUUUUUGUACGUACUGAUCGGGUGAUGCAAUCUUUGUGCUGCUUUGUGGAAGAAUGAAAGUGUAGACCUGAUUCUCUUUUCAAUAACUGACUAGUGAAUUAUUUUUAUAAAUCAUUUGUUUGAUCAAUGAGACAGAAUGGGAAACGGGCCUCCAUGUCUAAUGCAUAAAUAAAUGUUCUUCUCCAAUUAAGAAAGACAACUAAAUAAUAUUUCAGUUAAAUGAUUUCUUUAUUUUUUGGGAGGUAAAGAAGUGCAUAAAUAACUGGUAAUCAUUUA